Cornus florida is the source of this 3954-nucleotide messenger RNA. RefSeq names its product structural maintenance of chromosomes protein 3. Gene Ontology annotation, cellular component: chromosome. NCBI's taxonomy places the organism in Eukaryota, Viridiplantae, Streptophyta, Magnoliopsida, Cornales, Cornaceae. Gene Ontology annotation, molecular function: protein binding; cohesin loader activity; ATP hydrolysis activity. The record is from RefSeq and is a predicted model, not a curated record. Gene Ontology annotation, biological process: mitotic sister chromatid cohesion. Bases 89 to 3703 code for a protein of 1204 amino acids. The transcript is spliced from 29 exons.
UUUAAUAAAAUCUGUCUCAACUUGCUUACGCUCUUCUACUCGAAGUCCUUCUGCAGCAAUUGAAGAAGGAUAAUCUGGCGCUUUCAACAUGCACAUAAAGCAGGUUAUUAUCGAAGGGUUUAAGAGCUACAGAGAACAAGUUGCUACUGAUCCUUUCAGUUCAAAAAUUAAUUGCGUUGUUGGUGCUAAUGGAUCUGGCAAGUCGAACUUCUUUCAUGCAAUACGUUUUGUAAUAAGCGACCUCUUCCAAAACCUGCGCAGUGAAGAUAGGCAUGCAUUUCUCCAUGAAGGUGCCGGACACCAAGUGUUAUCUGCAUUUGUGGAGAUUGUAUUUGAUAACUCUGACAAUCGCAUCCCGGUUGAUAAGGAGGAGGUGCGCUUGCGGAGAACAAUUGGUCUUAAAAAGGAUGAAUAUUUCUUGGAUGGAAAGCAUAUCACUAAAACAGAAGUUAUGAAUUUACUAGAAAGUGCUGGGUUCUCUCGGUCCAACCCUUACUAUGUUGUGCAGCAGGGGAAGAUAGCGUCACUGACAACGAUGAAAGACUCUGAGCGACUUGACCUGCUGAAGGAAAUUGGUGGGACACGAGUUUACGAGGAGAGGCGUCGUGAAAGUUUGAAAAUUAUGCAAGAAACUGGUAAUAAGAGAAAGCAGAUUAUUCAAGUUGUUCAGUAUUUGGAUGAGAGAUUAAAGGAGCUGGAUGAAGAGAAAGAGGAGCUGAGAAAAUAUCAGCAGCUUGACAAGCAGCGGAAAUCUCUAGAAUACACCAUUUAUGACAAAGAACUUCAUGAUGCAAGGCAGAAAUUGGGGGAGGUAGAAGAUGCGCGAAACAAAGUUUCUGAAACGUCAACUAAGAUGUAUAACAGUGUCUUGGAUGCCCAUGAAAAGUCCAAGGAGUUAGACAAGACAUUUAAGGAUGUGACAAGAGAAGUUCAAAGUUUAAACAAAGAGAAAGAAGCAAUAGAGAAGCGGAAAACAGAAGCUAUUAAGAAGCGCACACAACUUGAGCUUGAUGACAAAGACCUUCAAGAGAAGAUUUCUGGAAAUAACAGAGCCAAGGUGGACACAGUGAAGCAGCUUGAGAGCCUACAGAAAGAAAUUCAGAACUCCACUGAAGAGCUAAAUAAAAUUAGACCUUUGUACAACAAUCAAGUUAGAGAAGAGGAGGAGAUAACAAGAGGAAUAAUGGAUCGUGAGAAGCAGCUUAGUAUUCUUUAUCAGAAACAAGGUCGUGCCACUCAGUUUGCUAAUAAAGCUGCUCGUGACAAAUGGCUAAAAAAGGAAAUUGCCGAAUAUAAAAGAGUUCUAGAUUCAAAUGAAGAGCAGGAGGGAAAACUGAAGAAUGAAAUCCAUCAGCUUAACAAUGAGCUGAAAGAUAAGGAUGCCCACAUUGAGCAUCGCAAGGCUGAAAUAGCUGCAUUGGAAUCCCUUAUGCCACGGUAUCGUGAAGGGUUCAAUCAGUACAAGUCACAGAGAGACGAGUUGCAGAAUGAGAGGAAGUCCUUGUGGGGGAAAGAAAGUGAGCUUUCUGGUGAAAUCGAUCGGCUAAAAGCAGAAGUUGUGAAGGCAGAGAAGAGCCUAGAUCAUGCAACUCCUGGUGAUAUUAGGAGAGGACUAAAUUCUGUUAGGAGGAUAUGCCGAGAAUAUGAGAUUCCUGGAGUGUUUGGUCCAAUUUUUGAGUUGCUCGACUGUGAUGAAAAAUUCUUCACUGCAGUUGAAGUUACUGCUGGAAACAGCUUAUUUCACGUGGUGGUGGAAACGGAUGAAAUAUCUACCCAAAUAAUUAGACAUCUUAAUGCUUUGAAAGGUGGGCGAGUUACGUUUAUACCCUUGAACAGGGUGAAGGCCCCACAGGUUACUUAUCCACAGAGUUCAGAUGUGAUACCUCUUUUAAAGAAACUGAGAUUCUCUCGUGAUUAUGCACCGGCAUUUUCCCAGGUUUUUGCUAGAACAGUAAUUUGCCGAGAUCUGGAUGUGGCUACAAGGGUUGCUCGCACUGAUGGUUUGGACUGCAUUACUCUGGAAGGUGAUCAAGUGAGCAAGAAAGGUGGCAUGACUGGUGGAUUUUAUGACUAUAGGCGCUCGAAACUGAAGUUCAUGAAUAUAAUUAGACAAAAUACGAAGUCUAUUAACAUGAAGGAAGAUGAACUGGAGAAAGUUAGAUCUAAGCUCCAAGAUAUAGACCAGAAAAUUACAGAACUCGUUGCUGAGCAGCAGAAAAAUGAUGCCAAGCAGGCUCAUGAUAGAUCAGAAUUUGAACAGCUUAAGCUGGACAUUGCUAAUGCUAACAAGCAAAAAGAAUCCAUUUCUAAAGCUCUUGAGAAGAAGGAAAAAUUGCUUGCAAAUGUACUGACUCAAAUUGACCAACUUAGAGCUAAUAUGAAUAUGAAACGAGAUGAAAUGGGCACAGAACUUGUUGAUCACUUAACACCAGAGGAGAAAGAGUUGCUGUCGCGACUAAACCCUGAAAUAACUGAUCUGAAAGAGAUGCUUAUUACUUGCAGGACAAAUCGCAUAGAGGCUGAAACAAGAAAAUCGGAACUCGAGACUAAUCUGUCAACUAAUCUUGUAAGGAGGAAGCAAGAGUUGGAGGCAGUAAAAUUGUCUGCAGAGACUGACACGUUAGUCGUUGAAGCUGAAACAAAGAAGCAGGAACUAAGAGAUGCGGUAUUACUUGUUGAAGAUGUGACACAGCAGCUUAAAAGUGUUUCUGGAACUAUUGAUGAGCGAACAAAGCAGCUUAGGAAGAUCAAAGAUGAAAAAAAUAAGUUAAAGACAUUGGAAGAGAAUUAUCAGAGGACCCUUCAGGAUGAAGCAAAGGAACUGGAACAACUUUUAAGUAAAAGAAAUAUUCUUCUUGCUAAACAAGAAGAAUACUCGAAGAAAAUCAGGGAAUUGGGACCAUUAUCAUCAGAUGCUUUUGAAACGUGUAAACGGAGGAGCAUAAAAGAACUGUAUAAAAUGCUUCACAAGUGCAAUGAACAACUUCAACAAUUUAGCCAUGUAAAUAAAAAGGCACUUGAUCAAUAUGUGAACUUCACAGAGCAACGAGAGGAACUCCAGAAAAGACAAGCUGAAUUGGAUGCUGGUGAUGAGAAAAUUAGAGAACUUAUAUCUGUUUUGGAUAGACGGAAGGAUGAAUCAAUAGAACGUACUUUCAAAGGUGUAGCUAAGCAUUUUCGAGAAGUAUUUUCUGAACUUGUGCAAGGUGGUCAUGGGUUUUUGGUGAUGAUGAAGAAAAAGGACGGCGAUCAGGUUGAUGACGAUCAGGAUGAGGAUGGGCCUCGCACAGCCGAUAUGGAGGGGAGGGUGGAGAAAUACAUUGGUGUGAAAGUGAAGGUUUCUUUUACUGGCCAAGGGGAGACACAAUCAAUGAAGCAGUUGUCAGGUGGUCAGAAAACCGUGGUAGCUUUGACAUUGAUCUUUGCUAUACAGCGAUGUGAUCCUGCUCCUUUUUAUCUUUUUGAUGAGAUAGAUGCAGCAUUGGAUCCUCAGUACAGAACUGCUGUUGGAAACAUGAUUCGUCGUUUGGCAGAUAUGGCAACUACGCAGUUUAUAACCACAACAUUCAGGCCAGAGCUUGUGAAAGUUGCUGACAAGAUAUAUGGUGUGACGCACAAGAACAGGGUUAGCCGUGUCAAUGUUGUGUCCAAGGAAGAAGCAUUAGAUUUUAUUGAGCAUGACCAAUCUUACAAUGCUCAAUGAGGUUAGAACCUCAAUCUAAUCCAAUUCUUGUUAAUAAUUUGUUUGUAAUAUGUCAGUUUACAUAGAGGAGUUUCAGUCAUGUAAUUGAAAUGGACAAGCAUGUGCCCUUCGUAAAACCAAAAAGUGAGUUAAUCUUGUAACUGAGGAGACAUUGACAGGUAUUUGAGUGAUUGGUUGGGUUCUAUUAUACUGGUAGUAAUGUAGCCUAAAGAAAAAGGUUAAAAAUAAAAGUGAUGUCAUUGCUGUGAUUA